AUGAAGAAAGGGGAAAGUGCUCAGCUUCAACGAGUAAUAGGAUAUUUCCAUGGAACAAUUUUUUUAUUCAGCAUCAUAAUAGGAGCUGGGAUAUUUAUUGCGCCUAAAGGGGUGCUAAAAUUUACUUCACUUAAUGUGGGGAUCUCCCUAAUUAUUUGGGCUGCCUGUGCCAUUGUGUCCAUGAUAGCUGCUGUAAGUUAUGCAGAGCUGGGCACAACCUUCCCUCGAAGUGGUGCACAGUAUUAUUUCCUUAAAAGAUCUCUUGGAUCCAUCAUUGGUUUCUUCUAUCUCUGGAUUAGCCUAUUUAGUACCCCCGCAAGCCUGGCUGCUCGGGGCUUGUUACUAGCAGGGUAUAUUUUACAGCCAUUCUUUCCUGGUUGCUUGGUUCCUGAGAUGCCAAAGAAAUGUUUAGCGCUGGCCAUUUUAUGGUGUUUGGGAAUUCUGAAUGCUCGAGGAGUGAAAGAGGUGGCCUGGUUUCAGACUGUCACUACACUAGUGAAACUGACAGUUCUCUGCUUUGUAUCUGUAACUGGAGUUGCGCUGUUGGUAAGAGGAAGAAAAGAAAACUUAGCUAGGUUUGAGAAUGCUUUUGAUGCUGGCGUUCCAGACGCUUUGCAGAUUGCAGAAGCCUUCCUCCAAGGAUUGUAUGCAUAUUCAGGCUGGGGGAUUCUUGUUGGAAUAGCAGGAGAACUUAAAAACCCUAGUGUAAAUAUUUCCAGAUGUGUGAUUACCGCGCUUACACUUGUAGCAGUGAUCUACUUGUUGGUUAACAUUUCCUACCUAACAGUCUUGACUCCAAAGGAAAUCAUGUCUUCAGAUGCUGUUGCAGUCACCUGGAUGAACAGAAUAAUUCCUUCCAUGCAAUGGGUCAUUUCUAUUGGUGUUUCUUCCUCCAUCUUUAGCUCCCUUAAUUGUACUCUGUUCUCCUCAGCACGAGUGUUAUAUGUUGCGAGCCAAGAGCGUCAGCUCCCUUUCAUUCUCUCAACUCUAAAUAUCUAUUCCUGCCCACUUGUGGCUGUGAUUCUCAGGCUCAUCUUUGCCUCCAUCCUAGUUAUCCCCUCAGAUUUAAUUCUCUUAAUAAACUAUAUAGGAUUCACCAACUGGAUUGAACUAGGUCUUAUGAUGAUAGGUUUACUUAAACUAAGAUACCAGGAGCCCAACCUACCCAGGCCUUAUAAGGUGCGUCUGCCUCUUGUGUUUGGAACCUUAGCCAUGUCUUUGUUCUUAGUUUUGACACCAAUAAUCAAGUCUCCCACUAUGAGCCAUAUUUAUGUUCUUCUUUUCAUCCUCAGCGGACUUGCGCUUUAUUUGCCAUUUGGUCACUUUAAUUUGGACUGUGCAUAUUUUAACAACAUCACUUGUUUUUUACAAUUACUAUUGAAUGUCGCACCUGCUGAUGAUAUUAAUGAUUGUAGUUCAACAGAAGGAACAUUAAAGGAAAAGUCAUCUGAAAUCAUAACCAAAAAAGUCCCAGAAACGGGAGGUGUUGUCCAUGCCCCCAGGUCCACAGCAGAAUGCUGUAAUCCAAAACGUGAGUGUGAGUGGCACCAUUCGUAUGACAUUGGAACUGCCUUAGCCUUGGUCUGGUUCUGCAGGUUCCAGAAUGCAGGGUUGCCAUCAGAAGCUGAUUUUGGUGUCGAAGCUGUUCGACAGCGUAAAGCAAGCUGGAGCCGAAAAAGUCGGUUCAACCUUGAUGCGAGAUCUUCAGGCGGUGAGGGCGACGCUCCCAUUCCUGCCUCUCUUGGCACGGGAUGCGUCAACGCCCACCUCGACACCUGCAUCAACGCCAACUCCGACACCGACAGGGUCCCCCUUGGCAUCCCUGAACUGAGCCUGAGCAGCCACAGCCGGGCCAGCAGCCCCGUGGAUCAGCUGCCCAGCAGGUGA
Molecule: messenger RNA, 1887 nt
Organism: Ochotona princeps (American pika)
Lineage: Eukaryota; Metazoa; Chordata; Mammalia; Lagomorpha; Ochotonidae
Product: solute carrier family 7 member 13
Exons: 6
Coding region: 1-1887 (628 amino acids)
Biological process (GO): amino acid transmembrane transport
Cellular component (GO): membrane
Molecular function (GO): L-amino acid transmembrane transporter activity
Source: RefSeq, a predicted model, not a curated record